Messenger RNA from Fukomys damarensis (Damara mole-rat), 3754 nucleotides. It is a transcript of the gene Dusp18, whose product is annotated as dual specificity phosphatase 18. The transcript is spliced from 3 exons. The record is from RefSeq and is a predicted model, not a curated record. Lineage: Eukaryota; Metazoa; Chordata; Mammalia; Rodentia; Bathyergidae. The coding region runs from base 741 to 1307 and encodes 188 amino acids. Gene Ontology annotation, biological process: protein dephosphorylation. Gene Ontology annotation, molecular function: MAP kinase tyrosine/serine/threonine phosphatase activity.
GGCGGAGCCAGGCUGGGACGCAUGGUAAGUGGGUGGCGCCGAGGGACUCUCGCCGGUGACCUCGCACCGCGCCGUGCCCGUUUCUCGGGAGACACGUAAGGGGCGGGGCCUGGAGAAAGGGCGUGUGCGCGGAGGGCCCGAGGCGGUGGACGUAGCCGUUUUGUCCCUCAGCGGCCACCUUGGUUUGACUGGGCGCGUCGUCGCCAUGGAGAUGGGACGGGCGGACUGGAAUAAUCCAUAGAGCGCUAAACUGACCCUUUUUCGUCAAAGCCAGCAGUGGCACUGGCGUGAUCGUGGGGUGGGUACCCUUGUGACCCUCGCGUUGCUGCGCCGGGGCUCAGAGGCUGCGAUUUCUCUAGAGAUCCAGUGCAGCUUAUUUCUCUCCGGGAAGAGAAACCACUGCGAUGGAAACCAAAGCUCUGUGCCGGUGGAGAUUAUGGCCCAAGCAUCCUGACUGAUCGCUCUCCCCAAAGACCUUCGCCGCGCUGCUGCUACCUCAGUGAACCCCUCUAUCCUGCUGCGGGAGAAAGGCCACAGAUCGUCUUGACAGCCAAACUAAGAAGCUCAAUUUUGUCUUGACUGAGGGCAGCCGCUGAUACAUAUUGAGCAGAGGAACAAAGCUUUGGCUUCUCAUUUGGGCCUGACGAAGGCAGCCACCUGUCCUGGAGAGCUUUCCAGGGACCCAGCCUAGGAAAGAGGAACAGGCCUCAGGUAGCCCCACCUGCUGAGCCACUGCCCUGAUGACGUCACUCACGCGUGCCUGCCCCGCCCCGUCCCGGCAGCUGUCGGUCAGCGGCCUCUGCCAGGUCACCAGAAGCCUGUAUAUCAGCAGCGGGGCAGCUGCCAGCAAUAAGCUCCUGCUGUCCAGCAACCAGAUCACCACAGUCAUCAAUGUCUCGGUGGAGGUAGUGAACGCCUUCUAUGAGAACAUCCAGUACUUGCGAGUACCUGUGGCUGACACACCUAGCUCUUGUCUCUAUGACUUCUUUGACCCCAUUGCCGACCACAUCCACUCGGUGGAGAUGGAAGAGGGCCGCACACUGCUGCACUGUGCUGCAGGCGUGAGCCGCUCAGCUGCCCUGUGUCUUGCCUACCUCAUGAAGUACCACGCUGUGUCCCUGCUGGAGGCCCACACUUGGGCCAAGUCCUGCCGGCCCAUCAUCCGACCCAACACUGGCUUUUGGGAGCAGCUCGUCCGCUAUGAGUUCCGGCUAUUUGGCAAGAAUACCGUGCACAUGGUCCCUUCCUCGGUGGGGGUGAUCCCGGACAUCUAUGAGAAGGAGGUUCGCUCGAUGAUUCCUCUGUGAGCCACCCUGCCAACCCCCCUCACUGGGGUCAGCAGUACAGAUCUGUUCUUGGUCCUUUUCCGAGAUCUGAACGUGAACACUAUGCUUUCGCUGAUGCAAGAACAGACUAGAUGGUGCCUUUCAUAAGGGCAAGAAAAAGGAAAGAUUGCUACAGCUUUUAACCUUGUAAUCCAAAUCUUUGAAGACCACACUCACGAAUUGUCAGUGAAGAUACGUUUUCUACCCUGUGAGGGGUGAACAGUGACUACUGACCGGAGGUGGGGUGAAACGAGUGGUACCUUGGAGGAAGAGACCAGAGCCCAGCGCACAGAGCAGCCCUGGGAUCCCGCAGCUCACCCCAGACUGACAGCCCACAAAGGGCUGCCGCAUUCCCACCUCGCUCCUUCAGAGCCUUAGCCUCAUGGCACUUUACCCUGAGCUUCUCAGAGUAGGUGCCAAUCUACAGGAUAAAUGGCUUCCAGCCGUCCCCUGGAGCCCUGGGGGCCUUGGGUGACUUCACACCCACCUUUAGCACAUUGGGCCCACUCUACUUUUCUGGAUGGGACAUAGUAGUCAACGAAAUUAUUCCACUGAAUAAAAUUCAGAAGACACAUUGUUUUCUGAGUGAUGUUGUAUGGGACAAGCCCACGGCAGUCCUCUGCCAGCCUUGGAGGAAAGGUGUUGAUUUCCCUCUUCAGGGCUCUUGGGGAACGCAGGCCUGACAUCAGGCCUCGAAGGGUCCUCUCACAGGCCUUGGCUGGAAAGGUUGGAGCUGCAGACUGUGACCUAGCUCUGUCACCUCCUCUCCUUGUGAAUUGGUGCUGCUGGGAAUCUAAAUGUCCACCUCUGAGACAGAACAAUUCCAUAGCACCAUGCCUAGUGCAUGGUGUGCGCUUAGUGUAAAGGGCGUGUUUAUCCUGAGUGGUUUUCUGUUUGGCCUUGUUGCUCCCAGCUGAACACAGUUAUCCUCGUGAAGAUGAAUCUCCUAUCUGUGCACAACUCCUUAUUGUUUACAAAGUAUUCUUCCAGACAGCCACCCUUUGCGAGGAAAAAAAUGGUUUCAGCCGUACCUCAGAAGAGGCCUAGAACCAGGGAUUUAGCUCAGUGUGCCCUGCUUGGCUGCCUUGCAAGCGCAAGGACCCAAGUUCUAUCCCCAGAACCGAAAAUAAAUAAAAAUAAAUAAAAAUAAAUAAAUACAUUUCCCACUGUGUCCAAUCCAGAGUGACCUAGGGGUUCUGAGGCAAGGAAGGGCCUGAUUCCUGUUCUCCCCCAAAAGCCUUUGUUCAAAAUUGCUGGCCUUUAGAGCCGGUAGCCCACUGACUGACCCCCAGGGCCCACGGGGUACCCGUGAAAGGGACAAGUGAGUGGAUGGCACCCCGAGGCCCUGGAGCCCAGGCCUGCUUCAGCCCCCUCGUGCCAUCGUCUGGCUUAGGACGAGCUGUUCGCACCCAGAGCUCUCGAGGUGACACACGAGACCAACACGCACAAGGGCUUUGCUUGAUUUGACACUGAGCUGUGUGUAGAGGUCAGGUGCCCCUUCUUCAAACCUUCUCUUCAAUCUGUCUGCUUCUGCACUGUGCGACUCUCCAGGAAUGAGACACCACACUUCCAUCAGGUUCAACGCUGCUCGUUACAGCUACGUUGGGUGGCGCUUCUCAGAAACCCUGGUACUCUUCCAUUUUCCACCAUGGAUCGUGUCGCGUCGCUGGAACCUCCCCCCCGCCUUCCUCUUCCUCAGUGAAAGGCUGCUCCACAAGCGCCUUUUCCUGCUUGCUCUGGAGUUCAGCAAAUUCUUCCGUUGCCAGCUCCCCGCCUUGGUCCUCAGCAGACUCUUCCCUAGCUGCUCCACUGAUGUCCAGACCCAUACUCUCGCCCGUGAACACGAUCUCCUCCACUACCUGUAUGUCAGACCCUUCCAUGUCGUGUCCAGUGACGCAUUCUGGCCACAGCUUCCCAUAGGCCGUUUAAGACCUGGCACGUGACAUCUUCCCGGGCUUUGUCAGUAGGGUAGACGCACUGGAAAACACGGAAAUGUUUCUUCCAGAAUUCUUUCAAGAGUCAAGGACGUCUCUUCAGUGACAUCAAAAUAUCUGGUGAAGAGCACCUUUGUGGGCAGCUUUUUUCACUUGCUGGUCAAAGGGCUGCAGAAAAUGUAUGGGGGUUUGACCUUUAUGAAGUCUACCCAGCAUGUAUCAUCCAUCAGGGCUGAAGGGUGUGUGUGCUAGGGUCUAGCAGAAGAAGGCACUUUUUUUUGAGACAAGGCCUCCAUAUGUAGUUCCGGCUGGCCUUGCACUCUCUCAAAGCUCAAAGUUGCAGCAGUCGUCCUGCCUCAGCCUCUCGAGUGCUGGUAUUACAGGUUAGCACCACCACACCCGGCAGAUCAAGACACCUUUGCAGACAGUUGAUUGUCAGAAAGAUACUUCUUUUGUUUGUUUGUUUUUUGAGACAGGGUCUCACUAUGUAGUUGA